GAGACACGCCCCAGCAAGCCAGAGGUUGCCUCUCGAAAAGUUAGCAGCACCUUGCCCUCGGUUGUUUUAGUUUUUUAAACAUGGGCAAAUUGGGCUUUAUAUCACUUCUCGUAGUGUUAUUAUCAGUGCUGCUUGGCGAGAGGAUAGUCAACUUAAGGAACAGAAGUCUCGCUUCUCGUGAGCUGGUAAAGAAUCAUCUCCCCAACUGUGUUCCAUUGAAGAAUCUAAAUGAUGGCUCAGAGGAUAUAACUGUAUUUGGAGAUGGACUGGCCUUUGUCAGCACUGGUUUGAAAUUCCCAGGAAUGCCCUCCUCCGACGCACCUGGAAAGAUCCUCCUCCUCGAUCUGAAAGACUCUCGCAUGAAACCGGUCGAGUUGCGCAUGCCGAGAAACUUUGACCUUGAGACGUUCAACCCUCACGGCAUCAGUGUCCACAAAGACACAGCUGAUGACACAGUGUACCUGUUUGUCGUGAAUCAUCCUCACCACAAAAGCCAAGUGGAGUUGUUUAAAUUUGUGGAAGAGGAGUUCUCCCUGUUGCAUUUAAAGACCUUCAGGCACGAACUUCUUCACAGUGUCAACGAUAUUGUGGCAAUGGGAGUGGAUCGUUUCUACGCCACCAACGAUCACUAUUUCUCACAAACAUUCCUUAAAGCGAUAGUGGAGCCUCUCUUGGGUCAGCCUUGGACUAAUGUCGUGUACUAUAGCCCUGAUACGGUCAAAGUGGUCUCUGAAGGAUAUUACAUGGCAAAUGGCAUCAACGUCUCACCUGACAAAAGGCAUAUAUAUGUGGCUGAUGUAUUGGACCAUAAUGUGCACGUGUUGGAGAGGAUGGAAGACAAUGCAUUGGUCUCUGUGAAGCCUGUGGCUUUGGGGUCACUCUGUGACAACAUCGAAGUUGACCCUCAAACAGGUGACCUGUGGUUAGGCUGCCACCCCAACGGAUGGAAACUUUUAAACUUUGACCCCAACGAUCCACCCGGAUCAGAGGUCAUCCGCAUUCAGAACAUUCACUCCGAGGAACCACUGGUGACUCAGGUGUAUGCUGAUGACGGUCAUGUGAUCAUAGGUUCCUCUGUAGCUGCGACCUAUGGAGGCAAAUUGCUCAUUGGCUCAGUGUUUCAUAAAGCCUUAUCCUGUGAUUUGAAGUAGGCAGGGACAGCGAAACAGGUGACGCAUAAAUAAGAGACGUAAACAAGCCUUUGGGAUAAAUAAGUGGUGAUUGGCAUGAUGUUAUUUUUAGAAUGAUGAUGAUAAAUUGUUUUCUGCGCACUAAAAAUAUGUACAGUGGUGCCACAGAAAAAUGUUGACAACAUCGAGCCAGCCUUCAAUUAAUUUUUUAGUACAGAUGGCGUGUUAAAGGUCUCUGCUUUGGAUCCAUUUCAGGUGAAUAAGCUUAAUUUUUUUUACUUUUUAAAACUAAAACUAACAAGCUUGUCAACCCACUGGAAAACGCAGGAGUUCAUCAUAUGUAACAAUAUAACUGUCUGACUUACUGUGUCGUCACACUUCACUAAUACUACAUUCAUCACACAGGAGCUUAACACUCAAAUGCGUACCUGACAAAUGCACCAAUAUGAGUUUAAAAUAGAAAAAAAAACAUUUUAAAAUUUGUAAAGGUGUGAGGUUUUACUUUUGAAUAAAUAGUUUCAGAUUGGACUACAUUUAAUUUAGAACUGUGAACCAAAAAAAGUACACAGUAUCAAAAACACUUCACUCAUACUACAUUCAUCACACAGGAGCUUAACACUCAAAUGCGUACCUGACAAAUGCACCAAUAUGAGUUAAAAAAAAAACAUUUUAAAAUUUGUAAAGGUGUGAGGUUUUACUUUUGAAUGAAUAGUUUCAGAUUGGACUCCAUUUAAUUUAGAACUGUGAACCAAAACAAAGUGCACAGUAUCAAAAACACUUCACUAAUACUACAUUCAUCACACAGGAGCUUAAUGCUCAAAUGUGUACCUGACAAAUGCAUCAAUAUGAGUUUUUAAAAUAGAAAAAAAAAAACAUUUAAAAAUUUUGUAAAGGUAUGAGGUUUUACUUUUGAAUGAAUAGUUUCAGAUUGGACUACAUUUAAUUUAGAACUGUGAACCAAAAAAAAAGUGCACAGUAUAAAAAAUGUUGGUGUAUCCAUGUUGUUGAUGAUAUGCUCAUAUCAAUUUUUUCCCAAAGAAUAGCCUUACUUGUGCCACUAUUUUAGAAAAAAUUGAUGAAAAUGUACCCAUUUUCAUUGUUGUUAAUUACCACAAUGUUGGCUUGUGAAUAUAUGGGUAUGAUCAGUGUCAUAAUGAAAAAUAAAUGUAUUUUGUGUAUGAUUCCAAUAGUUUUUUUAGCAGUUUUAUUUGUUAGUACACUCACUGUGCUUUGCCAGCAGGUCUACAUUGUCAUAUGUAGUAUUGUACACUGGCCACUAGGUGUCGAUAAUGUGGCUAAUGUUCAAUGAGACACACUGGAAGCCGAACUUCAUUGCCAGUACAACAAGCUUUUAUGGCGGGGUUGAAUUAUGAUUUUAUUAUGAUUGGAACAUGUCACUGAAAAACAGACUUAAAUACAUCAUAUAGAGCGAUGACCAUUUUAAUUUAAUCUAUUGAACAAUUGAAACUGAUUUUGAAGGAUUACUACAAUUUUAAGUCGCUAACAUUUAAAGUAGCUACUGAGGAACUAAUGAGUGGUUUUUAGGGUUAGGUAGGUUCGUUCCUCAAUAACUACUGUCAUUUUGUGUACCUUUAUUGUAAAGUGUUAUAAAUAUCUUACA
Molecule: messenger RNA, 2751 nt
Organism: Doryrhamphus excisus (bluestripe pipefish)
Lineage: Eukaryota; Metazoa; Chordata; Actinopteri; Syngnathiformes; Syngnathidae
Product: serum paraoxonase/arylesterase 2-like
Molecular function (GO): arylesterase activity
Source: RefSeq, a predicted model, not a curated record